Cyphellophora attinorum is the source of this 1134-nucleotide messenger RNA. RefSeq lists its product as uncharacterized. The transcript is spliced from 3 exons. NCBI's taxonomy places the organism in Eukaryota, Fungi, Ascomycota, Eurotiomycetes, Chaetothyriales, Cyphellophoraceae. The record is from RefSeq and is a predicted model, not a curated record. The coding region runs from base 1 to 1134 and encodes 377 amino acids.
AUGGAUGCUCCCAGGACUUUUGGAGACCUUGAUAACGACUGUAUCAUGGUCAUCAUUGAGCACUUCCGCGACGAUGAUCACGACAGUAACUUUCCUUGGCGCGAAACCUCGGCACUCUCAAGCACAAAAGCCCUGUCGGGCGUCAAUCGGAGGUACCGCCAACUCAUUCUACCGAUCUUGUUUCGAUUGGGCGACCUCGUGAUCGGCGGCGAUGGGGACAUAACGAAGCAAUCCUCGUUCUACGAUGCACUGAAAAACUCCUCAUUUGCUGCAGACUGCGUUCGGGCCCUCUCCAUCGAUUUCCACAAGUAUCCGUGCCUGCGACGAGGAGGAAACGAACCGGCGGAUAACGCCUUCGACUUCCAUUCGACACUGAGCGCCUUCCUGUCCAGCGCAGAUAGCCUCCGUGAGUUACGGAUCGCAAGUCAUCUUCCUAAGACGCUUCAGGGUCUCGAACUCAAACACAACGUCGUAUUCGACAGCCUUCGGACUCUGCAAGUGAGGAACGUCCCUGAUGCCGGUGCGCUGGUCAAGGCGUGUCCCAACUUGCAGGUCUUCUGUUCAACAUACCCUCUCGCUAAGCCCAAGACAGCGUUCAAGGCAAUUGCGGCUCAUCCCAACCUCGAGAAGGUCCAGCUGGACAAGAAUGGUUGGACAGAGAAGCAAUUGAAGGAGCUGUGUGGCCUCGUGAAGGGCGUGUCACACCUAUUUCUCUCACACGUCUGGGACCGCUUCCUGCACAAACCGAACGUCACAAAAGCCCGCGAGGUAUUCCCCGUCCUGGGAAUCCUUCAGGGGGUCGAGAAGCUGGAGUUAGACUGUCGAUUCUUGUACGAACCGGAGACCGAAGUGUCGACUGCGGCACGCCAUCUGCUCAUGAGCCAUUCAAGCCUCUCUCAGAUCACCUUGCAUGGUUUCAGAUACACCUCUGGAUGGCCUUCGCUUCAAUACUGUAAAGUUCCGACCGAGAACGAUCCAUACGCAUCGGAGGUCAUCAAGAUCGAAGGCGAAGACCGUGAUUACGUCACGAACCCUUUCUCAACCUACUUCUCCCCACGCAGCGGCAGUCGAUUGCGCGCACCCCGUAAAGUCGCCUCACUCAAUCUGGGGUUGGGCGAAAUGGACGACGACUGA